CCGGCCGCGCCUGCGGGUGCUGCGCCGCCGCCUGGCUCCUCAACCCCCUGCCCAUGGCCGUGUCCAGCCGGGGCAACGCGGAGGCGCUGGUGGCGCUGCUGGUGCUCGCCACGCUGUACUGGGUGGAGGCGGGCGGCGUGGGCAAGGCCGCCGUGUGCUACGGGCUGGCCGUGCACAUGAAGAUCUAUCCCCUGACCUACGCGCUGCCCAUCGCGCUCCGCCUGCGCGCCGGGCCGCGCCGCGCCGGAGGGCGACACCGGGCUGACAAAACGGCAAAGGUCGCGUUUGCGGCGCGCCUCUGGCGCCUUUUUGUAGAGAUGCUGAACCGCGACGUGCUGCUCUUCGGAACAGUUGCCGGAUCAGUGCUGGCUGCCUUGACUGUGGCAUUUUAUCACCUCUAUGGCUGGGAGUUUUUGGAGCAUGCCUACCUCUAUCACCUGACUAGGAGGGAUAUCCGUCAUAACUUCUCUCCCUAUUUCUACAUGUUGUACUUGACAGCAGAGAGCGAAUGGAGUUUUGCCCUUGGGCUCGCGGCUUUCCUGCCCCAGCUCAUUUUGCUGCUGGUUGUGUCCAUAGCGUUCUACAGAGACCUCGCCUUCAGUUGUUUCUUACACACCGCUAUUUUUGUGACUUUUAACAAAAAUACAAAUUCUGAGGCAGCAACAGGAACUGAAGGGUACCUUCCCUUUGCAGGUUGAAAUGCCCAUUAAAAGGCGUCUCAUCUGCAGAAAGUUUUCACAUUGUGCUGAAACCAGCCCUUAAGCGCGAAGUACAAGAGCUGAAAGGGAAAAGAAGAAUCAAGAAAAGUAACAUUUUUGCCUUGGUUUUUACACUGUAGCCUAGUGUCCAAAGACUCAUGGCUGGAUUCUCAUGUGACUUCAGGCAAAGCUCAGCAUUUAACCAUUAUUUGCUUUAAAAUUUAAAAUUAUUUAAAAAGCAGGGUAAGCAAAAUAUGCUAAUAAAUAUUUCCUUCAGUUUUUGUGUGAGGAUGCUGAAUUACCAUCUACGACACAAUGUACUUUGUCCUAAGUAACUUUUUUGUGUGUGUGUUACUUGCAUUGUAUUGACUCCUGUAAUAGUAAAGAAAGCAAUUAGUUGUGCUAAACUGAGCUCAUCAGUUUUCUUUUUCAAAGAAACCGUGAAGCUUUUAUGUUUAACAGCAAGGGGAAACACCAACAUUUUUCCUAAUGUUGUAUAGAGAAAGUAAAUGUUAAAAGAGAGUAAAUUAUGAGCAAAUGGUUUGCUUUUUUUAUCUGAGAAGAAUGAGUCAUCUACUUCAAAAGGGCUGCAGAAAUACACAGUGAACACAGGGAACCUCAAAAUAUAUGAGGUAUUCAUCAUAUAUUUGCCAAAGGCCGCUGUAGAAUGCAUGUCCUAGUGAUAGCAGCUUUAUGGAAUAGAAUUACCGUGAAUUUUGGACAAAGCCUUUACUCAGUCUGAAACCCAACCACUCAAGCAAUUUUCUUGCUUAAGAGCAUAUUUAUGUGCACUACACUCACAAGCCCAAACAUUUACCUGCUCCUACAGAAGCAAAAGAAAAUUCCCCAUCAAUACACCU
Messenger RNA from Ficedula albicollis (Collared flycatcher), 1558 nucleotides. It is a transcript of the gene PIGM, whose product is annotated as phosphatidylinositol glycan anchor biosynthesis class M. Gene Ontology annotation, cellular component: membrane; glycosylphosphatidylinositol-mannosyltransferase I complex. The transcript has 3 exons. The record is from RefSeq and is a predicted model, not a curated record. Gene Ontology annotation, molecular function: alpha-1,4-mannosyltransferase activity; GPI mannosyltransferase activity. Lineage: Eukaryota; Metazoa; Chordata; Aves; Passeriformes; Muscicapidae. The coding region runs from base 54 to 698 and encodes 214 amino acids. Gene Ontology annotation, biological process: GPI anchor biosynthetic process.